GGUGACAGCAGCUUCUAAAGACCUGGUGCCUCUGAGAACUGUUAUGGGCAUGCCUGCAGCACCUGGCAAGGCUUCAAAACGACCUCGGACAGACACCGACGGAUCCAGACCAUCUUCAGCACUGUCUUCAAGGUCUGACGGAGAAGGAGCUACUGAUCCAGCAUUACAAAUUAAGAUUGAGGAGAAAAAACCGAAGGCCAGCUCGGCGUCGUCCCCGGCGCAGCGCGGGCGGCGCGCCACCACGGAGAUGUCGUCGCCGCUGCUGCGCGUGCCGCUGGAGCGCGGCUGGAAGCGGGAGCUCGUGUACCGCGCCGCGCUCGACGCGCACUCCAGGAGGAACGCCGAUAUCUACUACUACACGCCCUAUGGGAAGAAGCUGAGGUCUACGAGGGAGAUCGCAGAACACCUGGCUGGCACCGGACUGACAGUAGAAAACUUCUCCUUCUUCAAAGAACCUCUCGGCGUGGACGACCCUGAGAAAGAAAUUAUAAGAGACGCGAAGCUGAUCCGUCGCGUGGACUCCCCCGUGGCGGCCACCGCGCCGGCCGCGGCCGAGGGCAAGCGCACGCCCAAGCCCAAGCAGCCCAAGGGCGCCAGCCCCGAGCCCGCCCCCACAAACAACAAGUCACCGCCCGCCAAGCUGAAGCAGGUGAAAUCGAUGGGUUCCCGACUAAGUAACAGCGCGCCCCCCGCGGCCGCGCCCGCGCCCGCCAAGCCGCAGAAGAAGCCCGCAACACCCGCCACCACCAACAACGCCGACAACAACAACAGCGCCGCCUGGAAGAAGCCGAGUGCAAUUAACCCUCCGCUGCGGGUACUGAGCGGGGGCGAGUGUAGUGCGGUGUCGGCCAGGCCGUCGCAGCCGCUAGCCUCGCGGCCGCCCGCUAGCGCGCCCCCUCCCGCGCCCCCUCCCGCGCCCACUCCCGCGCCCUCCACUGCCGCGCCCGCGCAAGCUGUGGCCUCGCCUGCGCCCGCGCCCCCUGCGCAGAUUGAUGUACAGCCGACGCGACCCGAGCCGUACCGGCCUGAGGCGGCCCGGGCGUCGCCCCCUGGCGCGGAGGCGGGCCGGCCGCCGGCCCCCGCGCGGGUGGCGGUGCAGCCGUGCUCGAUGUCGUGCGGGCGCGGCGCCGUGCCGUCGCUGUCGUGCGCGGCGUGCCUGUGCCUGUACCACCCCGCCUGCGCCGGCUACACGCACGCGCCGCCGCCGCACCCCUUCAUGUGCAAGAAUUGCCGCAAAUCCACAUCGCCGCCGCUAGAGCCGCACAAGCCUGGCGCCGGACUGCCGACCCCCGUCCCGGUCCCGGUCCCGGUGCCCGUGGCCACGCCGGUCCCGCGCCGCGUGCCCGUGCCCGGGAAGGUGCCGCGCGACAAGAGGCUCAUGCUCAGGAUGAAGGUGGCGGGCGGCGGCGCGGACGGGUCCCGCGUGUGGGCGGUGGCGGGCGGCGCGGCCCCGCGCGCGCUGCCGCCGCAGGGCCUGGCCGUGCUCAACGGGAGGCGCUUCGUGGUCGUGCCCCGCACGCUGCUCACGCACCCCGCCAACUGUGAGGAGAAGCGUCGCGGCGGUCGUGUCGCCAACGGCGCGUCGUCGCCGAGCGCGGUGACCGCGGCCACGGCCUCGCCGCGCCGCCGACCCAGGCCCAAACCUGACGAUACUGACCACUUCACAGCCUUCUAUAAUAAGGCACAAGAGAAGAACUAUAAUGUUGUUGUACAGAUCUUCCAAUACCUGGGCAUGCGCGACCUGGCUCACUGUGCGCGCGUGUGCAAGCUGUGGCGCCAGCUGUCCGCCACGCCCGCGCUCUGGAGACAUGUCAGGAUGAAGAAUUCACAUGUAAGUGACUGGGCGGGUUUAUGUGCGGCUCUAAAACGUCACGGUACCAAGAGACUGGACCUUCGCAAGAUGUUACUGCCACAAAACGACACCGUGUUCUGGGAGCAGUUCGCGCAACACAUAUCCACUGUCGACACGUUGGAGAGGAUAGAGAUGUGCCGCUGCCCGGCGCGCGCGGUGGAGGCGGUGUCGCGCGGGCUGCCGGGGCUGCGCGCGCUGUCGGCGCUGGCCAUCCGCGACGCGCUGCUGGACCCCGCGCCGCUGGCCGCGCUGCCGCUGCUGCACGAGCUGCGCCUCAAGUCCAUGGCCGGCCUGUCGCUGGCGCGCGACCUGUCGCACCUGGCCGCGCUCACGCAGCUGCAGCAUCUGUCGCUCACGUCCAUCAAGGAGCUGGGCUGGUGCGCCUGCGAGGUCAUCGGCUCGCUGCCCGCGCUGGAGUCGCUGGAGCUGGGCGAGUGUACGUUCCGCGCCGAGUUCGCGGGCGUGCUGGCGCGCCUGCUGCGGCUGCGGCGUCUGCGCCUGGAGCGCGGGACCCCGCACUGCGCCGCGCCCGACAUCCUGCGCGCGCUGGCCACGCUGCCGCUGCUCACGCGCCUCGAGCUCGUCAACAUCGACGUCAAGCCCGGCUUCGACGAGGCGCUGGCCGCCUGCAGCAACGUGCAGCGGCUGCUCAUCAUCCCCACGUACGUGUCGCAGUCCGCCACCACCAACCGCCAGGUGCUGAGCGGCGUGUUGCGGCUGCGGCGCACGCUCACGCACCUCAUGUGGGGCGUCACCAUCGAGCUGCUGCGGGUCACGGAGCUGUUCAUCGACCAGUGCGAGCAGGCGGGCGAGGCCAAGAAGCGCGACGUGGGCGAGUGCAUCCCGGUGCUGAAGCCGGUCCCGGGCUGCCGCCUGCCGCCCGAGCUGGCGGCCGUGGCGGGCCCCCCGCAGGUGGAGAUCCUGCCGCUGCCCACGCUGCAGCGGCUGCUGUCCGCGCAGCUGCCGCACACCAAGCUCAAGCUGCUGCGCAUCCCCUUCCACGCCACCUGGCGCCAGUCGCUCGCCGACUUCCAGUAGCCGCCCGACAAGCUUGUACAUACCCUGCAGGAGGCGGAAUCACUCAUCGCUAAAGGUAAACCAAAACGAAGGAAACCAGAGAAACAGUCACUUUGAAUUGUACAGUGUUUUAAGAACCAACAUCUAAACGAAAAAUACAAAACGCUGUCACGCGAUACUUAGGCUGCCAUAAACAUCACAAAGCAUUUGCUUAGCACUAUUCCUGCCAAAACAAAUUAAUAAGCCAACAAAACACGGGAACAUACACUUAAAGCAAUUGAUAGGUAAAUAGUAAAUAUACUAGGCCUUACAACUACGUUUACAGUUCGAUAAUUCUAUAGGUUACCAUAAAUCAGUCUGUGAGAAUUUAGCCUUAAACAUAGCUUACAUAUUAAUGCAUAGCUCUUUAAACAAGUUUAACAUUAUCUACAAAUAAUUAUAUACUAGAAAUUUUACUAUUCAGAAUCAAAUAGUCACAUUUAUCUAGAAAUUUCGUCCGAUUUAUAAUCUGGAACAGUUGGUGGAAUUUAGCCUUUAUAAAGUAUAGCAUAGCUCUGAUAUAUAUUAUGUAAUGUAGGUUUUAUUGCUGUUUAAAGCAGUGCUCAAUAUAAAACCUUGGUUGUAAAAUUUUAUAUGAUUGAUGUUAUGCAGUUGUUGGCAGACUCCUUGAUAUACACCCAGAAAAGUCGUCCAGAAGUGUCAUGCUGUCUCUAUCACUCAAAAAUUAAAUAUGGAGGCGAAUAGACACAGUAGACCAACACUGAAUGUAUCGUUAUUGAAUACGAAUGACUGACUCGAUGCUUCGUAAAUUUGAGCGACUCAAUUUCUUCACAAUUGUAGAGAAGUUACAUCUAAAAGGCCUCUAACAAAGAGGUUAAUUUUGUAUUUUAAAGAUAAGGCCUUUCUUUCAUAUGCGAGCACGUGUUCGCGAUGCGUCUGAAUAUCGCGCAUAUUUAAGCAUCAAUGCAAACAAACAGGUGUGCACAAGAUGUUUGCCAACAACUAGCUUUACUGAGGUACCAAAUAGGGCAAUUAAAUGAAUACUAAAAUAAAGAGUUUAAAAUAAACGCCAAUUACGAUUUGAUGUGCUUAGCUUAAAACGCGAAAUAUUAAAACGAAGGUUGCUAACCAUAUAUCAUUUUUCUGACAUUAAAACAUGAUAUCACCACAAUGUAGUUCAUAUUUCAAUUAAAAACCAUUUUCCCGAAUGUUUUUUUUUGUGCUGUUAUAGAGAUAUACUCGUAUAUAAACAAACGGCUUUGGAGAAUUCGCAAAUCAAUGAUAACUCUAAUGCAACAAUAAAUUGUGGUUGGCAACUUCUUUAAAUAAAGUUCAAAAGUUGCUAAAAUUAUAACAACGUACAAUAAAGCACUCAUAAUCUAUAAUAUAAAUAAAGAUGAAUGAUAUAACGAUAUUUUUACUAUGUACAUAUGUGUAUAUAUUACUAUAUUUACCGCUAGUGUAUCACAAAGUAUAAUAUUUGUAUUGUAUAACGUAAAAUACUUAAAGUAGUAUAUUAUAUUUUAUAUAUUCAGUUGGUUAUAUACACAGGUUAAAGCAUAUUUAGUUAAAAUUAACGCUUCGAUUUAACCCGGAAUCGUGACGUCAAGUAGUUAAUAUUUAUUGUACCAGCAGGUACUCAUGUUGUGUGACGACUAUUCAUAUCACUGGCUAUUUACUAAAAAUGGGCAAAGGGGUCCCCCCGGUCCGCGUGACAAGCUGUAACAUGUCUACAAGGUGUCUUACUCGCAAUAACUAACGCCUGCGCCCGCGCACAGCGUAUAGGACACGCAUAUUAUAUACUUUUGGUACAUACAUAGAUAUAUUUUUGUAAAACCGGACUCUUCCAAACAAACACCAAUCACAGUUGAAAUACGAUUGUUUAUGACUGUAAAUGAAGUACUAGAUUGUAAUAAUAUUAUGAUUGAAAAGUUAUUAGUUUUUAUUAAUAUAGAAAUAUUAUAUAAAAUGUUUUAAUUGUAAGACUUGUAAAUAUUUUUUAAGAUAUCUUAGUGAUCAGUGCCUACAAUAUUGAUUUCUAUUAAUCAGACAAGCAGAGGCGUGAUUAAACAGUUAACGCGUGUAUUUUUUUAAUUUUAAUAUUAGUUAGUUGCUUGCACGUCUAAAGUUUUUGUACUGACUUCAAAAUUAACAUGCAAGUUGUAAAAUGUAAUGUGAAGGUUAAUAUUAAAUUUAAUCACAGUUUUAGGUCUUGACUGCCAUGGUUAAGUUUAAAAUGUCUAGCAAACAUACAAUUGGCAGUCAAAAAUUAUAAUAACAGAAAAGUUAACAACAACAUUAUAUCUUACAAUUUUAUUCAUCUAAAUCAAAAUCUGUCUACUCAUAAAAGUAAAAAAAAAAAGUUCAAGCAAAUCACAAUGUGUAUUGAAUGAUAAGUUUUGGAAAAAGACUGAAUCAUAAUAAGGAUAUAUUUAAGGUUUCGUAAAGUCAAUGUAUUCGAUGGGCACACAGGUCAGUCUGUUUCUGAAACGAGUCGGAAACUUCAGAUGUGCAAGCAUACGUUAUAGGGGAGGACGGCGUCGCGUACUAAUGCCAAAUAACGCGGUACGUCUGUUUUUAAAGGGUUACGCGCGACUGUGUGGGAACCAUUCACGAUAUUAUGUAGAGGAAAGUUGGCAGAACGUAUUAAGGAUAUGAAAGUACCUAGGUUUAUUUGAUUUUGCAUAUUUAUCAGUGAAAUGUUAAUUAUAAUUAUCAUCAUCAGUAAUCUUGAAAGCUAAAAUGCUUUAGUUCAUUCUUUUCAUAGAAGUAUUGCAGCAUUUGUGAGUAAAAAGUUGUCUAGAAAUAAACAUUUGAUAUCUUCAAUGAAAUUGAUCGUGAAUGGUUAACAGACAAACGUGUAAAAUUUCAUUAUACAUAUAAUUAGUUGUAAAAUUAUGUGGCAAUGUUUGAAUAUAUUAUUUUUUUAGACUUGUAUACGCAAAGUACAAGGUUUUGUGACGAGAGAUGGCGUCUCGGUCGUGUUUCGUGUUUUCUCGAAAGUAAAAUAUAAUAUAUAUAAAGAUUGUAUAUUUACAUCUUUUUUGAGUUUUAUGUGUGCGCCUUGAUAUCCAUAAACGCUUUAUAAUGACAACUAAUCUAAUUUUUAAUAAAUUCUUAUUUAGGAAGAACGUAAAUGGGUAUCUAUUUCAAAUACUUCUAUAAAAUUAAAUUUUCCUAAAGUAACUACUCUAAAAUACACGAUAGUACGGAACACUUUACAGGCGAGUCUGACUCGCAAUCGACCGAAAGCUAUCAAAGAAAUACUCCAAUUCCUAAUAAAAAUCCCAAAUGGGAUGGCCCCAAUAAAUAACAAGAAUUUAAUUUAUUUCAUGUCAAACUUCCUAUACAGCGUUUAUGAAUUUAAAAGGUAAAUCUAUUGACGAGACGCCGACAGGGCUAGUUAAGUCGGCUAUCGAAGCGUGGGCUAUGAUACUAAUAUCUAUUAAUUUGCGAAACAUUAUAAUUUAACCAUUCUAAAUAUUUGCAACUGAGAAAAUUAUAACCAAAAUCACGAUCUCAGCAUUAAAUAAUUUGAUAUCUGUUGGUGACAUACUUAAACGACACUUAUUUUAAAACUGUUGAGUUUAAAGCCUUCUUAAUUAUUAAACGAGCCUACAGCCACUUCUUAAAGUAUGAUUGUGUUUGUGGCGGCGUGACAGCGAACUAUGCUCUCUCCCACAACUACAAUAUUUUUUCUUUAGAAAGAUAGUGGUGGCUGAAACUAUAGUCAAUAGCUUGUCUUAAGACACUCAAAUAACGUUAUAACAAUUGGAAGAAAGUGCAGAAAUGUUUGACCAAUAAUAAAGCUGUGUUCUACACUUUAAAACAUUUUCGCACAUUAUUUUAAUAGUUUCAGAGUAUAUCUUCCAGUGUAUUGCAAGUCUUUGCACUUGGACGUGGGCUUACCAGAUUUAAGAUAAAAAUACAUUUAAAAUAUAAGUGUCGUUUUAGUAUACAUGGGUGUUUUCUAUUGUUUCCAAUCUUCUCGUCUAUAACUCUUUAGUGGCGUUUUAAAUUUAUUUCUUGUGGCUUCGAAGCAAUUGGUUUUAUUUUAUUGAGAUGACUGUUAAAUUAUUUAUUUUAUUAGAUUAUUUAUUCAAAAUUUCGAUUAAGUCUAAAUUUGAUAUUAGCUUUAUAUUUAAAAAUAAUGUUGUGUGAUCUGCAGUUUAUCGUCUUAUUUUAUAUGGCGAAUAAACUUCAUAGCAUUUAUGAUUCACAUGCACAACGGAACAUGAAAAUUCCUUCCUUUUUCGUAUAAGAAUUUAUAGAAGUAACGAUACUAUAUUAGCGACGUGUCUACUAAGAAAUACUUAAAGUAAUUAAGACAAAAGAAUACCGCCACUAUUUCUGUUUAACCCUAUAUAAGAGUAUUUUAAAAUAAAUCAAUUUUCUUCUAAGCCACAACUGACUAAUGUUAGCGUAAGCACCAUGACUUGUGUUAUUACAAAGCAUAGCUUUUAGUAUAAUUUGGACAUCAGUCUAUUGUUUAAAAUCUCUUGAAAUGAAUGAUGCUUCUUAUACUUGCAGUUAUAUUUCUCGGGACUGCCGAAUUUGGCGCUUGUGUUAUGUAAAAAAUGUAAAUGACUUGCUUAUUACAAAUUGUUACGCGCGUUACUUUGUGUUAUUUGACUGCUUCAUGUCUAAGGAAGCUUAAACUAAUGAUAUUUCAAAUUUCAAUGCAAUAUCCUUUCAAUUACAUCUUUGGUAAACAAUAUUUGUUACUAAAAUUGUUUUCGUCUUGUGUGUGUCGGAGAAUAUUCGUCAUUAGUUUCGCAUUGUGUUAUAACUCCUUACAGGCAUGUAAUACAUAAAAUCAGAAUGAGUCUGAAUAUUUUUCCAUAGAUAUUUAAAACUUUAAGUCAAAAAGCAAACUCUUAAGACAAAAUACGUCUCUAAUCGAUAUUUUUAGCUGUGACAAAUAAAUAAUAUGUAAAAGGUAAUUUAGAAAAUAAAAAUCGUUUGGGCUUCCUUACUGUAUGGAGUUAAUCAGAUAAUAGAAAGUGUGUGAAGCAGUCGUAAAGUUGAGGCGCAGGAACUUUGUAUAAUUAGAUUACAUUAUAGGUUAAAGACAACUUUGCUAGUAAGCAGGGGUGACUUAUGAAUAAACGGUUGCCGAAA
Trichoplusia ni (cabbage looper) is the source of this 7990-nucleotide messenger RNA. RefSeq lists its product as uncharacterized. Bases 44 to 2890 code for a protein of 948 amino acids. NCBI's taxonomy places the organism in Eukaryota, Metazoa, Arthropoda, Insecta, Lepidoptera, Noctuidae. The record is from RefSeq and is a predicted model, not a curated record. The transcript has 15 exons. Gene Ontology annotation, molecular function: protein binding; DNA binding.